GAGAACUCGAUCAGAAUACGUUCCUGGGUGGUUAGAGGGGGCCAAGGCGCGUCAAACAUGGCCGCACUAUAUAGUUGCAACCGCCGUCCGGUCGGCUCCCUGUGGUGUCUCCUCAACUGCCUCCCAGAGCUGUCGCAGCCCAGCCAUGCAAUCGCCAACUUGCACCCGUCUUCGCAUCCGUUCAGUGCACGACGCGGAGGUGGUCCUCCACGCGGUUUUCCUCGGUCGCUUGCCUAUGAUCGUUCGCCGGCUCGACGACGAGGACCGAAUGGCGUUGACGUCCGGGUGCAUCUACGUGUGGGAGGAACGAAGUAGCAACCCACUGGAAGCGACCGGUCAAGAAAUACAGCGGUUCACAGAAGGGCGCAGCUGGGGUCCCUCCCGUGCCCGUGACGACUUUCUGAUAUACUACGAGAAGGAGAGUCAGGGUAGACCGUCCCUUUUGCUAAGGAACAAUCUGAUAGGAUGCUCCCCAUUGGUAAAACAAACAUAUUCUGUUUUUGUCCAUAUUCCCGGGCAAAAUCCUCGUAAAUGGCAUCUAAACGCAUACUACACGCAGGAUACGCUCGAACAGCUGCGCACCAUCGACGAUAUCCCUCAGUUAAGCACCAUUGAGGUCCCACCGAAUCGCUAUAUCUGUGCCCGCAUGGGCGGUGCACGUAGAGCAAAUCGAGGGCUCACGCAGACACAACUGACGACUGCGAAAGAUCAUUCGCGCAUAGCUUCUUCUCGAGCGGCCAACUGUUCACCAGAUUCAGAGAGAUCUUCUUCUCAAACUCCUAGCCCAGACAGUCCUUCAUUCACAGUUCCGUCACCUCGCAUUCGUUAUCCCGUACAAUAUGUCGGAAGAACGGGCGACAUAGUGCAUUUUGAGGGUCGCCGUCUUGCCCCAUUAGAGUUUCUAGAGAACAUCUCCCCCAAAGCUCGUGAUCCGGUCGACGAUCAGGCACUCAAGUCUUUCAGCGGGAGGAUGUGAUGCGAUGGACUCAGCACAAGGCCAGCUUGGAGCUAAU
Laetiporus sulphureus 93-53 is the source of this 1013-nucleotide messenger RNA. RefSeq lists its product as uncharacterized. The record is from RefSeq and is a predicted model, not a curated record. Lineage: Eukaryota; Fungi; Basidiomycota; Agaricomycetes; Polyporales; Laetiporaceae. Gene Ontology annotation, molecular function: DNA binding. The transcript has 4 exons. The coding region runs from base 146 to 976 and encodes 276 amino acids.